AUGCUGAGCCAGAUGAUAGAGCCACCAGCUGCUAUCUUUGCGCUCAUUUUCGUGUUCGUGAAGUUGGCCUUUUACUUGCAUCAUGCGUUUCGAAGAGAUGAUGGCAGCAGCCUCAAAGGCUUCUCUCACGCCUCGACUGCUAUCAGUCCCCCAAAGCUUGGGUCGCAAAUACCCUACAUCGGCCACAUCAUUGGUUAUAUGCGCCAAGGAAACGACUAUUUCAGCAAUCUUUGUCGGCGAUUCUCGAGCAAAUGGCCCAUCUUUACUAUCAACAUGGCUGGCAUCCAGCUGGUCUUGGUGCAGCCUGAAUUGCGCCGACACCUGCCCAAGACCAAACACCUGCAGCUCAAUCAUCUCGUCGCGACCAUGUUUCGUCGCAGCCUUAGCUUCGGCGAGCAUUCGUGUUCUCUGCUUAAGGAAGAGUUUGAUCUGAGCCACGGGUUUGGCGCCAACAUAUCUCGCAUCUUCCGUGAAGAGUUCAUCCCGAACUUGAACCUCCGGAAAUACAUAGAAAGACUAGAUGCUCAAUUUUUAACGAGCAUCGAUACUCUGCAUGAGGAGGGAAGUGGUACCCUGCGUGUCGAGGAAUGGGUCUUCUCAACCUUUGUGGGCGCUCUGGGCAAGGCUCUAUGGGACGAUCACGCCAGCGAAGGUCCCUUCGCGGAUUCGGCCUUCCUGGCAGACAUGCGUAUCAUGCUGCUCAACAUUCGGCAGCUGAACAGCCCAUUCAGCUUUCUUUUCAAUUCAAGGGCAGUCAGUGCGCGAAAGUCAGUUCGAAAAGCGCUGCAGGAUGCUGCAUCUCAGACGUCGUAUCCAGAAGACAGCUUUCUUGGACGAUUGCGAACUGCUUGUGCUGCGCACGGCGCCCGAGAGGAGGACUGGACCGACUAUCAGCUGCUUCUGAUUGCAGGUGCCGGUCCGAACGUGACCGCUGCGUCGACGUGGAUGAUACACCAUCUGCUCGCCUGUCCAGAUUGGCUGGCUCUGGUUCGAGAGGAGGUGGACUCCUUUGUUGGAACCGAGGAGGGCCAUAUUGACCUGGCAGACGUACCCAGCAAGUGUCCUCGAUUGUUGGCAACUUGGCACGAGGUUUUGCGCUAUCAUGGUGGCAUGGCCAUUGGCCGCUAUGUUCAAGAGGAUACGACACUUGCAGAGGGUUGGAGACUGCAGAAAGGGAGCUACUUGAUGACACCGCUGAGGCCUCAUCACGUUGACCCGCAUGUGUGGGGACCUACAGCAAUGAAUUUCGACCCAUCAAGGUUCCUGAAGGCUGAUGGUAGCGUUGACGAGAGCCAAAGGAAGAAAAUGAGGAUAUUUGGGCUUUUUGGGAGCCUGUGUCCCGGAAGAUUCUUGGCUGUCAACAUGGCUAUGGCAUUCAUCAUUCGAUUCAUCUCUUCUGUAGAGCUUUACACUUUGGAUGGCUGUCAACACUCUGUUCCUACCGAGAGUGUUGAGAGCGUGGCUGGGCUGCCAACGCCAGCAUGGGACAUGGAAGUGGGCUGGACGAAGCGUGAAGGGAGUGCGAGGGCAGUGAGAUUUUGUUUUAAGAAAUAA
Messenger RNA from Verticillium alfalfae VaMs.102, 1554 nucleotides. RefSeq lists its product as hypothetical. Gene Ontology annotation, molecular function: iron ion binding; monooxygenase activity; oxidoreductase activity, acting on paired donors, with incorporation or reduction of molecular oxygen. The transcript has a single exon. The record is from RefSeq and is a predicted model, not a curated record. NCBI's taxonomy places the organism in Eukaryota, Fungi, Ascomycota, Sordariomycetes, Glomerellales, Plectosphaerellaceae. The coding region runs from base 1 to 1554 and encodes 517 amino acids.